AUGUGUUUCCGCGAGAAAAUCGAUGACCCCACUCAACAAGCCUUCCGGGUGACGACCUCCGAAGCAGGAGAAGAGUAUCAACAGGUUGAGGCUAAGAGGCGCAAGGAGAAGAGACAGCCGCAUUCAGAAGAUGGUGCCAUCCAACGCGGCGAAGAAUCACUCCGAAAGACAUCUCAAUCCCCGAAUCCCGAGCCUAAGCCUACCAAUACCAGUUCACAGUCACGCCCUAUUGACAAAGCAGCGCUCCGCAAGAAGUACUCGAAAAAGAGGGACGACAACCCACCAACAGCUGCCAACUUUGAUUGUUCACCCAGCUAG
This is a messenger RNA of Exophiala mesophila, 318 nucleotides long. RefSeq lists its product as uncharacterized. Lineage: Eukaryota; Fungi; Ascomycota; Eurotiomycetes; Chaetothyriales; Herpotrichiellaceae. The transcript has a single exon. The coding region runs from base 1 to 318 and encodes 105 amino acids. The record is from RefSeq and is a predicted model, not a curated record.